AUGGCCAUUGGGCGGACUCCGUGGCCUUGUGUUUCUGCCCCUGUAUCGGCCAUGUACCUAAUCGGGUUUUCAGUGUUUGAUGAAGUGUCGGAGAUACCUAGCUCUCUGUCGAAGCAAGGCAGGGACUUUGUCACCAAGUGUUUGAUGAGGGACCCAAUGGAAAGGUGGUCAGCUGUUGAGCUUCUCAAGCAUGGAUUUUUACUUGAGGCACCCAAUUAUUUGCUCAAUCCCACAACUGUGCUAGAUCAUGGCAAAGUGGCGUCGUUUUCUGGAGUGACCAAUUGGCCUUGUGAUGAUGAAGAUACUUGGGUCACAAUGAGAAGCAACAACAUUGAACAACCAGAUACGACGCUCCAUUGGAAUGAAUAUGAAGCCAAUGAUAUUUAUGACGACGAGCCUCAGCCAACAAACACAAAUGCAAAAACUACUUGUGGUGGUGGGUUGGGUUUAGACACUAGUGAGGCAGCUAGAUUUAGCAGUAGAGAGAGGAAGAAAAGCAAGGCUUGGACGGCCUCCAAAUAUACUUAA
This is a messenger RNA of Prunus persica (peach), 528 nucleotides long. RefSeq lists its product as uncharacterized. The transcript is spliced from 2 exons. Lineage: Eukaryota; Viridiplantae; Streptophyta; Magnoliopsida; Rosales; Rosaceae. Bases 1 to 528 code for a protein of 175 amino acids. Gene Ontology annotation, biological process: protein phosphorylation. Gene Ontology annotation, molecular function: protein kinase activity; ATP binding. The record is from RefSeq and is a predicted model, not a curated record.